Messenger RNA from Oryza sativa Japonica Group (Japanese rice), 1408 nucleotides. RefSeq lists its product as uncharacterized. NCBI's taxonomy places the organism in Eukaryota, Viridiplantae, Streptophyta, Magnoliopsida, Poales, Poaceae. The record is from RefSeq and is a predicted model, not a curated record.
CAAGAGCUGUGUUUGUGUUGUGUCGUGAUUGGUAUUUAAAUCCGGAAAAAGGGUCCAGCCACUACGGUUUUAUUAGUUGGCGACAAGCCAAAGCCGCAACCCCACCCCCGACGUGCUCCUCCGCCACCGCCGCCGCCGCCGACGACGACCGCCGCCUCCGCCGCGAUCUCUCGCCUCUCCUCCCUCCCUCCUCUGUACGCAGUGUACUACUACGGUACUACCGCCGCCGUAGUACUCGCUGGUGUUGGGGAGCGGCCGGAUGGAGGCGGCGGCUGCGGCUGCUGCGGCGGCGGAGGCGCACCACCACAAUCUACACGGGUGCCUGGCCGUCAGGGCGCCGGUGCCGAGGUGCUCGCUCGGCGGCGGCGGCGGGGGCGGCGCGGCGGCGAUGGGUGGAUCUUCUGAUGAAGCAUCCUGUGGGUCACCAAGAUGGAUAGGGAAGAGCCUCUCUUGCGUAUGCAUCAAGAGAAAAGGAGCCUAUGAGAGAAUAUGCAUGAACCUUACACCAGUGCAGGAAGAGAGGCUUCAGAGGCUGAGGCACCGUAUGAAGGUUUAUUUUGAUCCUUCUAGACGAGAUCAUCAGGAAGCAUUGAAAGCUCUUUGGCAUGCAACAUAUCCUGACCAAGAACUACAAGGUUUGAUUUCUGAACAGUGGAAGGACAUGGGAUGGCAAGGAAGAGACCCAUCAACUGACUUCAGAGGCGCAGGAUUCAUAUCUCUGGAGAAUCUUCUAUUCUUCGCGAAGACAUUCUCUGCCUCAUUUCAGAGGCUGCUAAAGAAACAAUGUGGCAAUCGAGCUACUUGGGAGUACCCAUUUGCAGUUGCUGGUGUAAAUAUCACAUUCAUGAUCAUGCAGAUGCUGGAUCUCCAAUCUACUAAGCCAAGAACGUUUGUUCGAGCUGUUUUUAUCCAAAUGCUGUCAGAGGAUGAGUGGGCAUUUGAUCUCCUCUACUGCGUCGCGUUCGUUGUUAUGGACAAGCAGUGGCUCGACAAGAACGCCUCCUACAUGGACUUCAAUGAGAUACUGAAGUCGACACGGACACAGCUGGAGAGGGAGCUUCUGCUGGAUGAUGUGAUGCGGAUCGAAGACAUGCCGUCAUACAGCCUGCUCUGCUAGUAGUGGCCAUACUGGUUGAACAAUCAUGAUUGAGUCAAUGGUUCUGACCUCUGAGUGUAUAGCCCCCUCCCUUUUGUUGAUUCCAGGGAAGGGAAUUUUUGAUGGCAUGUAGAGCAAUGGCCUCCUAUUGUCAUGCUGAACUUGUCCCACUGUAAACAACUCAUCUGGGCAUCACCACAAUGAAUUAGAAUUGCUAGCAUCCAAUGUCAAAGCUGGUGUUAAUCUGUCAUAUUUUACCCCAUGGAUGUAACAACAGAAUCAACGAGUGGGUAAAAUCAACUUGCAACCUCU